Molecule: messenger RNA, 2537 nt
Organism: Stegodyphus dumicola
Lineage: Eukaryota; Metazoa; Arthropoda; Arachnida; Araneae; Eresidae
Cellular component (GO): nucleoplasm
Molecular function (GO): protein binding
Source: RefSeq, a predicted model, not a curated record
CUUCCAUGUGUAAAAAUAGACAUAGCUUAACUAGUAAUACUGUCAGUAAGAAGCAAAAUCUUAAAACAAGAAGGAGAUUAUCUUUCAGUGAGAAUGAGAGCUCACCAGAAUCUGAACCAUGUUCUGAUAAAAAUAUAAGAACAAAUGCUGCGAAGGAUUCAUUAGAUUUGACUCCUCAUCGAACCACACCUUUAUCUGAAAGACAACAAAUUGCUCUUCUUUGUCGACUGAGUGCUGGCAAUUCUUCUGAAGAAGCUAGUCCUGUUUCUUUCAAAGACGAUUCUGAUUUAUCACCUUUGCUAAAACGGAAUGAAAGAGGAGAAACCCCAUUGCAUUUGGCUGCUAUAAAAGGGGAUCUUCACAAAGUUCGUAAACUUCUAAGGGAAGGAGCUCGAGUUAAUGCGAUUGAUUUUGCAGGUUGGACUCCUUUGCAUGAAGCAUGCAACUAUGGUUGGUAUGAUAUUGUUAAGCUGUUAAUUCAGUUUGGUGCUGAUGUAAAUGCUCCAGGAUUAGAUAGCGACACACCACUCCAUGAUGCUGUUGUAAAUAAACAUGAAAAAAUUGUUAAAUUCCUUUUGAAAUAUGGUGCUGACCCUUUGCAGAAAAAUGCUCAUAGGAGAACACCUCUUGAUGUUGCUAGAUCAGAAGAAAUUAUUCGACUUUUGAAAGAAGCUGCACAGUUACAGAAGCAAAAAAAUUUAAGCGGGCCUGGUUCACAAAAAGGCCUCCUCAGAACGCCUGAGGCUGUGGGAAACAGGCAGAGCGAAAAGUCACCCUGCCAUCCUAUCUCAGCCUUAUGUGAUCUUACCAUGAGAAAGAAUUCACCUCAAAAUCAAACACAUAAAGGUGCAGAUAAACCCACCUCCCCAAGAUUGACUCUUCGAUUUCAGUCUAUCAGAUCAAGGGAUGACAAAAAUUCAAGCAGUGCCAAGGUUAAUGACAUUAGUUCUUCUCAACCUAAGUACCAAUCCUAUUGUGUUACAAUGGAAACAAAAGGUGAUGUGUAUGACUUCCGUAAAGAGGAUGCCACUGUUUCAUCUACGCAAAAUCUUGCAUCAAUUCCAGAAAAUGAAGGAACUGGAACUAAAUCUGAGGCUGUAACUAGUACAUGUAAGGAGGUGGAGGAAAGUAGUAAAGAUAGUAAAAAAUUAGACGAAUCUGAAGUAUCAGAGAAGUCUGCACCCUCUGAGAAAAUGGACACUUCAGAAAAUGUUGUUUCUAAAGUUAAUGGAGGACGUCUUAGUAGUGAUUCCUGUAGCAAAGAAUGUGCCAGUGAUUUAGAAAAAGAAGACAGUCGUCGCAAAAGAAGGAAAAGUAGUGACAGUGUUCAGAGUCGCCAUAAUGUAGGUAGGGGUCAUAAAUCGCCUUGCAAAUCUCAGCAAGAAGGCCAUGGUGACCAGAGGAGUCCAAAAACUCGCAAGAGAGGGAGUUUAUCCAGUUCAGACACUGAGAGUAACCAAAGUGAUGCUGAAGCACCAUUGAAUGAUGCAAAUGUAGAGUCAUCUUCCAAUUUUAAUGGACCAACUGCUGUUGGUCCUCACUCUCCAAAAGUUCCUCCAUUAAAAAUUGUCAUUCCAUCUGGCACUGGAUCUUUAGAGUUAGAGACUCGUGAAAGAAGUAAGGUGUCAUCUUCCAAGCAAGCACUGCCGUAUGUUGUAAAUACAACAACUUCUGAUACUGUGGAUACUAACUCCGAAUCGGUUUGUGGGCCAUUUUCAGGAGAGGGUAGCAGGGAAGGUUCAAAAUCUGAAAUAGCAUCUAGUAAAUCAAAAGAAGAUGUACAUCAGCCAGAAGAAAGAUUCCAGAGGGUAACACGGAGUAGUCAGCGCAUGCAAGCUGCAAUGUCUGGUGGUUCUUCUAGCCAAUGUCAUAGUUCAGAGACACACUCAAAUUUAGUUUCCUCUAGUAAUCAGAAGGGUGAUGCUUCUGGAGAGAGUUCUAAUGAUGAGCAAAUGCAAAUUCAAGUAGAUGUACACCCUCGUAAACGAAAAUUAAGAGCUAGAGAGGCAACCAAUGAGAAUGGCUCUCAGAAUCCGUCAUCAGCCUCUUCUAGCAGUGAGGACUCUCAGCAGCAGCAUCAGUUACUAAACUCUUACCAAAUGUACUUAAACAUUAGAAAACAGGUAGGUGCACAUUUAUGUGUAAUUAUUAUUGGUAAUAAUAUGAAAGCAGUACUGUGGCUGUCUUAUGUACUUAUGGCUAUGAAUUAUAUUUCUACUUGGUCUUUUUUUGAUAAAUGUUGAGACAGAUGUUUUAUUUGCGGAAUGUUUUAUUUAUAUUUCUUAUUAUAUCUACAACUUCUCGGAAUGUCAUUUCUAAAUAAAUCGUUUUAAAACAGAAUGGAGUUAGGAAUAAAUACAUUUACUCACUACAAAAACUAUCUUUAAAGUUGAAAUUGGGCUCGGUGCUCUGCAAACUGCGCUUGGUGUUUAACUCCAAAUUAAGCUUGUUACCUUUUCAGUAAAUAUGUAUAAAUAUGUAUAGUAUCAAAUUAUUUGUUCAUACAGAAAGCUCUGCAGUUUUCCAGAGGAAAGUAU